AUUUCAGGUUUUAUCUUACAAAUAUACAUCGAAAUCAUUGUUAAUUGUUUCCUAACUACAUGAGUAACAAUAAAAUUGGAAACGGCUUUCUGCUACCUUUACUUAAACCAAGGUGAUACUCGCUAGUUAAAAAUUAGCUAUUCGUAAUUAAAACAUGACAGUAAGGAAUAAAUUGCGAUAUCCGGCGGUAAUUCUCAUAGCAGGAGCUGCGUGGCAAGGAACGUAGGUGUCACCUUCGUUCAGAAACAUACUUGUACUACUUUUUAAUUGACUUUACAUUAAAAUAAGUAACGACUUUAAGUCGUGGAUUUGUGAUUCUACUUAUUUCAUUAAAAAUUGUUGAAUAGUAAAUUAUCUCAAGUAAGCGGUUUUUAAUGUACAGUAAAACUUGCACCAUUAGAAUUAUGACACAUAUUUCGAUCUCUUUUUGUGCAAUGCAUUGUCAAAUUUAAACGCAAACAUGUGUGAGCGAGUAAGCUAUAUUUUUCAGACUCUAUUCAAAUCCACCAGUGCAACGUCAUCCGGUUUGCUCAACUCAAAUUGAAAUCAAAAAACCAGUUUAUUUACCGACCACAUUCACGACGCGCGCGUUCACCGUCCCGAACUUGUCCGUGUUUUCUCACAAUUAAAAUCUAUGUCUAUUCGUUCAUUUAGUAAUUGUAAUUGUUUAUCGUAGCAAUCGAAUAAUAUUGUUAAAUAAAAGUGUUUUUCUUUUAUUCGAAUUUCGAAACUCCGUAAUAAAGUACCCAUUCGUAGUGCUAAAAAGGUGUGUCGUGGUUCGAAUUUUGAACCGUGAAUAAACUUUUGUGCAUUCACGUGAAAAAUACAAGUGAAUUGUUUAAAAGGGUUUUGUUUGUGAAAAAGAGAUGUUCUUAUAAGCAAAAAGUGUGUAAUCAAAUCGAUUGUCAGUUGCAUAGUUCAGUGAUCUUCGUGUGAUUUCUUCAACAAGACGAGUUCGCAAGGUAAACAUGUGCGAGUCAAGAAUCCCUUCACAUCAAACAAUCACCAGUCAGCCCUGAUGCAAUCCGGAACAUUCCAUGAAGUUGGCUGAGUCAUGCAGCCAUGGCCAGUGGCAAGGCUUUGUAUUCAAUAGCGGUGGUCGCAUUGGGCUUCAUUUGCUUCGUAGUUGGUGCCAUUGCUGUUGGACUACCUACUUGGGGGAAAUUCUAUAGCUAUGACUCUGAUAUUCAGCUGUCGAUCCCAGGGUACUAUUUAGAGAACCCGAACUUCGACCAAGGCUACUUUGGACCAUGGCGCGUCUGCAAGAAACUGCUCUACAACAGGGAGAAAUGCGGCACGGAUGUAUCCAAGUUCCAUCCGUCAACUGCCGUGUACAUAGCGGGCGUGGUCGCGUCGGUCGGCGUGACGGUGCUCGGCGUGUUCUGCGUGCUGUCCGUCCUGCAGCUCGCCAUGAUCUCCUCAAAAGAACGCGUCGCCCUCAAGUACACGCAUCUCGUUAUGCUGAAGCUGGCGCUGGCGCUAUCAGCCACUUUGCUAUCAAUAGUAGCAGCAAGUCUUUUCGCCGUACAAGGCGAUGACAGGGGUUUUUAUGUUACGCAGGGCGAAGCGUUCUAUGUGCAGAUAGUGAGUAUUGUCCUAAACUCGAUCCUGUUCAUAAUGUCGGUGUACGACACGCUGUUCGCGAGGCGCGUGGGCGGCGACCCGACCGACCCGCUCGGCGAGCCCGACGGGACCACUAUCAACAACCCCGGAUUUAAAGAUACUAGAGGUAUAUCAAUGACGGACGCGUCCGGCAAGCCGUACAGCACGAACGGUCACGGCAGCGUGGCGUCCAUGAACACGACGGCGACGACGCUGACGGGCGCGUCCGACGCCAGCACCAUCACGCGCUCGCCGCUGCGCUCCUCGCUCAAGAAGCCGCGCGCGCAGCCGCCCGGGCUCGGCAUACAGAACCCCGGCUACUCCGGACACUCGCCGCCGCUCAACAGGAACGGCAGCCAGAAGAAAGUGCGCAUCCAAACCCACAGUACUGAAGUGUGAAUAGUGAACGACAUAAAAAACACGAAAUUAUCCAACUAUUUAACUACUACUGUUUACAAAAUCAUUGUGUCACAGUGUAAGGAAAUGAAGUUUGCCUAUAGAACAGGAAUUCUGUGUGUUAAGGACAAGUAUUUUGAGCAUUUUUAACAGAAACUGUCUAGAAUGUUGAACUGUGCUUUGAAGUAAAUUUGACUACCCAAGUUUGAUAAUUAUAUAUUGAACUAAUCCACUAGCGGAGAUGAAACAAGCAUGGUGUUACACAAAUUAUGGUCUUUGAAUUAAAUAGAAUUGAAUAUUCACUUCAAGGAACAUACUAUUAACAAGCUCUAGCACUGACUAACCACAUCUCAAAGUAAUAUUAUAGGGGUUAUGGAAGCGUGAUAGAGCAAUACACGGCCUCCCUCUACCCUACCCGAUAUAAUAUGACUUUUAGACGUGUUAGUAAGCCACCUGGAUAGAAUACCUUUUUUACAACAUAAUGUACUUGCUAUUGGUCCACCCGAACUGCUUAUUCUAAGCGAGAUGUCGAAAUGAAUUGUAUAAUGUAAAAACGACAAGAUAUAUCAAUUUGUGCUGAGUGGGUGCGCCGGGGGAAGUGUUCUUAUAACAAUUAUGGUAGAUGGUGCCAUUGGCUUAUUUAAUUAAUGGAUUAGAAACAGGGUGUGGAUUCGUCUUAUCUUAAACUGACAUUUUCAUAAAAAAAAGACACAUAAAUAUUAAGAAUGAAUGGCACUGAUAGUGUUUUAAAAGGAUUUUUAUAU
Molecule: messenger RNA, 2762 nt
Organism: Trichoplusia ni (cabbage looper)
Lineage: Eukaryota; Metazoa; Arthropoda; Insecta; Lepidoptera; Noctuidae
Exons: 8
Coding region: 1063-2001 (312 amino acids)
Source: RefSeq, a predicted model, not a curated record